This is a messenger RNA of Rotaria socialis, 1659 nucleotides long. Lineage: Eukaryota; Metazoa; Rotifera; Eurotatoria; Philodinida; Philodinidae. The record is from the annotation of a GenBank genome assembly.
AUGAACAACGAAGAUAAAUAUAUUGAUUUGAAUGCAAAGGGCAACAAUGUACCUGUGGUAUCGAAAACAUGGCUGGUUGAUGAUAAUAUUAGUACGGACACAAAUCUAGAAAAAGAAUUAGAAGACAAAAAAAAACAAUGUGCUAACGAAUUUAAUCAAUUGUGUUCUGAUACAGGUGAUUACUUUGAUAAGCUCACGCAAAGUACUUGCCAUAACAUUGAUCAACCAACUGAAAAUCCAGUAAAUUCUUCUGUUGAUGUUAUCGUUAGCAAUGAUCCAUGCUCAGCAAGUGCAGCUAGUUUUCUAGAUGCAAGAGUUAAUUUGUUGAUGUACAUAUUGCAUCCAAUUUUGAACAUUUUUCGUGUCUAUAUGGCAAGUGAUUUUCGUCGAAAAAAUAUAAGAACAGACAUCCCAAAGUUGAAAGACUGCUUGGGUAAUAUACGGUUGUCCUUCGGGCCAAUUUCAGAACUUGCCGAUGGUCAAGUUGAAUGUACAAUAGUAUUCAAAGGCCCUAAUGAGCAGUUUUAUUAUGCUCCGUAUGCAUUCGUUCGUGGCUGUGAUAAAGGUUAUGAAUUUGAAAAUCCAACUAUUUUUGAUUUGAAAGAAGACGCAACUAUCGAAAACAAUUUUGUCUCCCUCGAAAUGGUUAUUUGUAAAUUAAGAAAUAACAUGUUCGAAUGUGAAGAUGAAAAAAACAAUGAAACAUGUCAAAUUAAACGAUUUCUUUGCGGUACUCUAGUUCAAAUCAAAGAUGAAUUUUCAUCAUUGUGGGAAAAAAAUGGCAAGCUAAAGACAAAAAAAACCAAACCUAUAACACCGACGAAAUUAGCAAAACUUGUCGAAUUAUAUACAGCAUAUAUCAUGAUUCGUCGUACUCGUUUUGAUCCUGUUGAAAACAAAUUUGUGCCAGAACCCGAAAUUUUAUUUUGUUCAAAUGCUUUCACACCGAAAAAUAGCUCCGUUCAAUCCCAAUAUUAUGAUUACAGCGCAAAUAAAUUAAUAAUUACAAAAGUCAUGCAAUCAAGAGCUGACCCACGUGAAAGUAGCCACCAAUUUAAUGUACAUGUAUCAUAUGUUAUUCCACCGUUGUAUGAAUGUACACAAUUAAGAAACAAAUGCAUAAAAGUCGAUAUACUUACUGGUAGUAAACAAGAGUCACAAAUGCAUCCAAAUUAUAAAUUCAUGGCCGAUGAAGAGGUCACUGAUUCACUAUAUAUUCGCGCUGAUAAAUAUGAAUCCAUUGCAACAUUCAAAAUUGUUAAUACCACACGAAAUCAAUGCAAUGGUAGUUACGUAAAAAAUACAGAUCUACCAGUUUCACAUUAUAACGGUUCAGAUUCAAUGAUUCAAGCGGUUUCAUUCAAUGAGCCGAGUAUGAAUAGUUUUCGCGUACGGUUGCAACUAUGUGAUUAUACUGAUCAGACUAUAACUCCAUAUCCAUAUUCAACUGUUCAAUCGACGUUAGUGGUCGACGAUUUUGUCUCUUCUGAACGAUCUGUUACGUCUUCGUCACCAGCCAACGAAAAUGUAAUCAUUGAAAAUAUCUUUGAAUCAUCAGUAACUGAUAAGCGAUCAUUAGAAAAAGAAGCGCACGAACGUACUGGUUCGCCUUUAUUGAAAACUCCAAAAAUACAUAAUUCAAGUGCCUGUGAUAGUUGA